AGAGCCCAAAUAUGCAAAUAGAAAGCAUGGAGACAUGGAGUGAAGUCCUGGCUUCCAUGCUUCCCCACCUGAAAUUCCAAACUCUUUUAGACAGAUAAAUAAAGCUCUUUGAUAAUCGAAGAUCUCAGAUCACCCAAACCAGCCGAGAGAGAAUAGUUGAAGAAGAAGAAGAAGAAGGAAAGAUGUUGCCGACGACUUCGAGAGCUCGGUCGUCGUCCUCUGCAUCCCGGACGACCAACCCCCUCUUCAUUCAGUACCUCCGCCGCAUAAUCAAGUGGCAGCAAAUGGAUAUUGAAUAUACAUUUUGGCAAAUGCUUCAUCUAUGCACCUCUCCAAAAGUUGUCUACCAUCACACCAAGUAUCACAAGCAAACUAAGAACCAAUGGGCACGUGAUGAUCCUGCUUUUGUUGUGAUCUGCAGCCUUCUACUUGCAGUUGCAACCCUGGCUUAUUGUGCUGCGUAUGAUCAUAGUGCCGGGCAUGCUGUUUUCGUAGUUAUUUCAGUUUUGCUAUUCCAUUUUUUGUUCAUUGGGAUGCUUCUGGCGACAUUUUGCUGGUUCCUGAGUAAUUCUUACCUUCGAGAAGAGGCUCCAAACAGUCAUGUUGUUGAGCAGCGUGUUGAAUGGCUGUACGCGUUUGAUGUGCACUGCAACUCUUUCUUCCCGAUGUUUGUUAUGCUCUAUGUGCUCCAUUUUUUUCUUUCACCUCUUUUGGUAGCUCAUGGUUUCAUACCUGUAUUGCUAUCAAAUUUGCUAUUCAUGGUGGCCUCUUCAUACUAUCAUUAUCUCAACUUCUUAGGUUAUGAUGUACUGCCAUUCCUGGAAAGGACCACUUUCUUCCUCUACCCCAUCAGUAUUGUCAUAGUCCUCUCUCCUAUCUUGAUUUUGAGUGGCUUCAAUCCUUCAAGAUAUUUCAUGAACAUGUAUUUCAGUCAUUGGUUAUGAGUUAAUGGGGGAACACACAUUUAGAAUAGCACAUAUUGUAAGGUUGAAGUACCAAUGGAGAAACCAUAUCAACUUCAGAUGGCAUCGAUGGAUUCUUCUAUGAUAUUUGCCAGCAGGAGCUCACAACAUGGGAAGAAGCUUCCUGUCGCUUUCUAAACAAUUCAUUGCUGAAUGGAAAUCGGAAUCAAUGAAGAUUGCGCAUCAACUGUAGGAAUUCUGAACAUUGAGAUUGUAUCUAACAUACGAUUUCUCCCCAUGUCAAAUCGGUGCUUUGCAUUUUAUAUAAAUUUUGAAUAAACUACAGCUGACUGCUCUUAGGAGACCAUGUGCUAACUGUACCAAAGGAGUCAAUUAUCUCACCUUGCAUGUUUGGUACUCCUUUUCUUUUUCUUGUCGUUGAACAGCGUAAUUCAUUAUGAUAUGCCACUGGAGAUGGUUGAAACCAAAUUAUGAAGAGCUAGAUACAACUGUAG
Molecule: messenger RNA, 1417 nt
Organism: Argentina anserina (silverweed cinquefoil)
Lineage: Eukaryota; Viridiplantae; Streptophyta; Magnoliopsida; Rosales; Rosaceae
Exons: 10
Coding region: 183-944 (253 amino acids)
Cellular component (GO): Golgi membrane
Source: RefSeq, a predicted model, not a curated record